This is a messenger RNA of Babesia ovata, 759 nucleotides long. RefSeq lists its product as uncharacterized. The transcript has 6 exons. Bases 1 to 759 code for a protein of 252 amino acids. The record is from RefSeq and is a predicted model, not a curated record. Lineage: Eukaryota; Apicomplexa; Aconoidasida; Piroplasmida; Babesiidae.
AUGUGCCGAAAAAUAGCAUUCGGCCUCGUUUGGGCGUUGUUCUUGCUCGCUGCCAGGCACGUGUCUGGCAACGAAAACGACAUCGCCACCGCGGUUCCUCCGGAACCAGCGCAGCCGGUCAAGAAUGAUGAACAUAAUUCACCCGCUGGACACGGUGAACACCGCUCGCUCGAUCCAGAAGGUACGCCAGCUUCCUCUGCUGUUCAACCGCUCACACACUGCACAGGCACCUUCACCGAGUCACUCAAGGACAAUGUGACCAAGGCUACCCCGUCCGAGCGCCUAGACGAGAUGUCUAAGGACGUGAUCAAGGAGAUGGCAACGAAUCCGUACUUCAAGAUUCCAAAGUACGAUCGCAAACUGCGCGAGCUAGCAGUGUUACACCCAAGCGUCAUGGAGAAGCUAGGAGUGUACGUGAUUCCUAUAAAGCCAUCGUCGUCUAAAGACAACGCCGAUACACAGUGUGUUAACAGUUGCCCUUCUAGCCAAUACUUUGCUAGUUUCAACGACGAAAAACCCGCGGAAGGCCAAGAGAACAAAGCAGAAGAGGCAAAUUCCUCGUCUAAUGCGCCUAUAAAGUCCAAUCUAGCUUACAUUCUCAAGCAGUCAGAGAUGAUCAAGGCAAUGACACCGGAGGAGAAGCUGCAGUUCAUCCCCCGCCUGAAGGAAACCAUCGUAUACGAGAUCAUGAGCAACAUGCGCACUAUAGAAAAUCUGAGCGCACAACUCAGUCACGAAUCGACAUUCGGCUCCAACUAG